Molecule: messenger RNA, 8049 nt
Organism: Sinocyclocheilus anshuiensis
Lineage: Eukaryota; Metazoa; Chordata; Actinopteri; Cypriniformes; Cyprinidae
Product: neurexin-2-like
Exons: 25
Coding region: 767-5989 (1740 amino acids)
Source: RefSeq, a predicted model, not a curated record
GCUACUGGACAUAGUCGGUGGUCCAGAUUUUGAUAAAGUAAGUGACAUUGAGAAAGCGGUGCCGCAGUCAUCGUGUCGUCGAUGAGGCUGGAAGGCGAAGCGCUCGGUGGAUGAUUGGUGAGGUGUUCCACUGACCGCGCCCUCAUUUCGCGCCCAUAGCCGCCACCGGGUGACCGCGCAUAGAGCGGCAGAGCUGCUGUGGCGUUGCAUGCAGGUGGAGCGGCUUGACGCGCUCACACAGCCGUCGACUGCAAGGCAGUGAAAGGGGAGGGCAAACGCCGAAUUUUGCGUCUCUGGAUUAUACAAAAGACAAACGCACAAUUUCCAGUGAGAAGUGGGGAUAAAGCGCGCUCACUUACAGCCACAAACCCAGAGGCCUGGUCAGAGGAUUUGUGGUGGUGACGACUUACUGGUGGAAUGCAGAUGCACUUCUCUAAAGGAAGCUGAGGAUUUCUAGGGAAAGAAAUCAUGUAUUUGACCUACUAUCUACAAAACGAAAAAUACAACCGCAGCAGUAAUCCUACUUUCACCAGAGGAAGUGUUCCUCAAUGGAGUUACUCAGAAGAGAAUCAAGAUGGAGAAUCAAGUGAAAAGAAACUCUAAAAUAUUAGGAGGUUUUUAGAAAACUGGAACCUUGCUAUUUCUGCAGCGCUAUUUUGGAAAGGCCAGAUAAAAUAAUACGCUAGACUGGAAAUAAAUCUCUCCUCUGCAGUGGAUUAAGAGAAACGGAACAUUAGAAAAGGAGGAUUAGGAGCACGCUUGGAAGAUGAUGACACGGAAGUGGAGGUGCAGCGCGAAGUUCUCGCGGGCCUCCGUUUGGCUGGGGCUCAUGGUGGCCAUUGCAGUCACCACGGCUCUGGAGUUCGACGGUCUGCCCGGUCAGUGGGUUCGCUAUGGACCCUGGGAGGCGGGAGCCACCGGAGAGCUGAGCUUCACCAUGAAGACGAACAUCAGCAAAGCUGUGGUGCUGUACCUGGACGAUGGCGGCAACUGCGACUUCCUGGAGCUCUUGAUCAACGACGGCCGUCUGCAGUUGCGCUUCGCCAUCCACUGCGGUGAGCCAGCCUCAUUGCACAUGGAGACACACGUCAACGACGAACGCUGGCAUCGCGUGCUGCUCACGAGGAAUUACCGUGAGACCAUGCUGGCAAUGGACGGGGAGAGCAAAGUGGUGGAGGUGAAGUCCAAGCGAAGGGAAAUGAUGGUGGCUAGCGACUUGUACGUGGGUGGGAUCCCACCAGAUGUGCGUCUCUCUGCCCUCACGUCCAGCACGGUCAAGUACGAGCCGCCUUUCCGAGGCCUGAUCGCCAACUUGAAGUUAGGAGAGACUCCUCCUGCUCUCCUGGACAGUCAGAGCGUGAAGAACGAUCUGGAAUACCUGUGUACUAAACAAAACCCCUGCAGCAACGGAGGACGCUGCUCCAUUCAUGACAGCGAGGUGCUGUGCGAUUGCUCUAAUACUGGCUACAAAGGGAAAUACUGCACUGAAGCUCUCCAGCAAGUUUUGGGAGGUCUGGCGCACCUGACGUUAAAGAGCCAAGCCCCAGGAGCAGCUCCUCUGAUGGCCACUCCUGCAGCAGGUGAUCCAGAAUCAGGCCAAGUGGAGUCAGUGGCCACAUUCAAGGGUAAUGAGUUCUUCAGCUACGACCUGUCCCAAAAGCCAAUCCAGAGCAGCACAGAUGAAAUCACCCUGUCCUUCCGAACGCUGCAGCGAAACGGCCUCCUGCUCCACACCGGCAAAUCCGCAGACUACGUUAACCUGUCUCUGAAAAGUGGGGCCGUGUGCCUGGUCAUCAACCUGGGCUCCGGUGCCUUCGAGGCUCUGGUGGAGCCAUCCGAUGGCAAGUUCAACGACAAUGCCUGGCACGUGGUCCGCGUGUCCCGCAACCUACGUCAGCGCGCAGGGGUUGGACUCCCUACGGUAAACAAACUGCAUUAUAUGGUGACGAUAUCGGUGGACGGCCUGCUGACAACCACUGGCUACACCCAGGAGGACUACACCAUGCUGGGCUCAGAUGAUUUCUUCUACGUGGGCGGCAGUCCAAACACAGCAGAUCUGCCCGGCUCCCCUGUGAGCAACAACUUCAUGGGCUGCCUUAAAGAUGUGGUCUACACCAAUAAUGAGUUCAGACUGGAGCUCUCCCGCCUGGCUGAAUUGCGUGACCCCAAGGUCACCCUCCACGGUGACCUGACCUUCCGCUGCGAGGAUGUCGCCGCGUUAGACCCCGUCAGUUUCGACACGCCGACCGCUUACGUAACCCUUCCGCGCUGGAACACCAAGAAAACCGGUUCCGUGUCCUUCGACUUCCGAACCACCGAACCCAACGGCCUCCUGCUGUUCAGCCACGGCCGGCUGCAGGGUUCCAAAGACCGCAGACCAAAGGUUGACUUCUUUGCCAUGGAGCUGCUUGAAGGCUUCCUCUACCUGCUCAUGGACAUGGGCUCCGGGAGCAUCAAGGUCAAAGUCGGGAACAAAAAGGUCAAUGACGGAGAAUGGUGCCAUGUGGAUUUCCAGAGAGAGGGCAGGAAAGGCUCCAUCUCCGUUAACGGCCGUAGCAUGCCUUUCUCCACCAACGAGGGCAGUGAGAUUCUGGAUCUCGAUGGUGAAAUGUAUCUGGGAGGUCUCCUGGAGGACAGCGGCAGUCUUCCUCUCCCCCCAGAGGUGUGGACCGCCCCCCUCAGGCUGGGCUUUGUGGGUUGCGUGAGGGAUCUCUUUAUAGACGGGCGCAGCAAGGACCUGCGGCGGCUGGCAGAGCUUCAGGUGCCUUUCUCCACCAACGAGGGCAGUGAGAUUCUGGAUCUCGAUGGUGAAAUGUAUCUGGGAGGUCUCCCGGAGGACAGCGGCAGUCUUCCUCUCCCCCCAGAGGUGUGGACCGCCCGCCUCAGGCUGGGCUUUGUGGGUUGCGUGAGGGAUCUCUUUAUAGACGGGCGCAGCAAGGACCUGCGGCGGCUGGCAGAGCUUCAGAGCGCUCCAGGUGUCAGCAGCUUCUGUACGAGAGAGACCCAUCGGAGGUGCAGCUCUGAGCCCUGUGCCCAUGGAGGCCGCUGCCGCGAGGGCUGGAAUCGACACGUCUGCGACUGCACUGGAACUGGAUAUCUGGGCCCCAACUGUGAGAUGGAGUCCGCAGUGCUGAGUUAUGAUGGCAGCAUGUUUCUGAAAGUCCUGAUGCCUCACGCCGUUCACACUGAGGCCGAGGACGUGUCUCUGCGCUUCAUGUCGCAGAGGGCUUAUGGUCUGCUCAUGGCCACCACCUCCAAAGAGUCCGCCGACACCCUGCGCCUGGAGCUUGACGGGGGAAGGGUCAGACUCACCGUCAACCUAGAUUGUAUCGGGAUAGACUGUAACCUUAGUAAAGGACCGGAGACUCUGUUCGCAGGGCAGAAGCUGAAUGACAAUGAGUGGCACUCUGUGAAGGUGGUGCGCCGUGGGAAGAGCCUGCAGCUCUCUGUUGACAAUGUGACUGUGGAGGGCCAGAUGAGCGGAGUACAUACGCAGCUGGAGUUCCACCACAUAGAGACGGGCAUCAUGACCGAGCGGCGCUUUAUCUCAGUCAUGCCUUCCAACUUCAUCGGCCACCUGCAGGGCCUCUCUUUCAACGGCAUGCCGUACCUAGACCAGUGCAAGAAUGGUGACAUCUCUUACUGCGAGCUCAACGCCCGCUUUGGCAUGCGCCGCAUCGUGGCAGAUCCCGUCAGCUUCCGGAAUCGAGCCAGCUAUGUGGCGCUGUCCACCCUGCAGGCUUACGCCUCCAUGCACCUCUUCUUCCAGUUCAAGACCACCAGUCCUGACGGUCUGAUGCUGUUUAACUCUGGAGACGGCAGUGACUUUAUCGUGAUCGAGCUUGUGAAGGGGUACAUCCAUUAUGUUUUUGACUUGGGCAAUGGGCCGUCGCUCAUGAAGGGCAACUCCGACAAGCCGCUCAAUGACAACCAGUGGCACAACGUGAUGGUGUCCCGCGAUGACAGCAAUGUGCACAUGCUCAAGAUCGACUCCCGCAUGGUCACGCAACACUCCAAUGGAGCCCGCAACCUGGACCUCAAAGGAGAGCUGUACAUUGGAGGUGUUGGGAAGAGCAUGUACAACAGUCUGCCCAAGCUCAUAGCAUCGCGGGACGGCUAUCAGGGCUGCCUGGCCUCAGUUGACCUGAAUGGCAGGCUUCCUGACCUGAUUGCAGAUGCUCUACACCAUGUGGGCCAAGUGGAGCGAGGCUGUGAAGCCGGCCCUGGCACAACCUGCACGGAGGACUCGUGCUCCAAUCAGGGAGUGUGUCUGCAGCAGUGGGAGGGGUUUACCUGCGACUGCACUAUGACGACAAACGGCGGUCCCCUCUGCAGUGACCCUGGGACCACAUAUAUUUUUGGGCGAGGAGGAGCACUCAUCACGUACACAUGGGCCCCCAAUGAUCGGCCGAGCACCAGGGCAGACCGUUUGGCCGUGGGCUUCAGCACCCAGCAGAGUGAUGCCAUCCUGGUGCAGGUGGAGAGCAGCCAGGGCCUCGGGGACUACCUGCAGUUGCACAUUGAACAAGGAAAGGUGGGUGUGAUCUUCAAUGUGGGCACAGAUGACAUCACCAUAGAUGAGCCUGCGGUCACCGUGAAUGACGGCAAGUACCACGUGAUUCGCUUUACGCGUAGCGGUGGCAACGCCACCCUCCAAGUGGACAACCAGCCCGUCAUCGAGCGCUUCCCAUCAGGGAACAUUGAUAAUGAACGGCUUGCUAUAGCCAGGCAAAGAAUUCCAUACAGACUUGGUCGGGUAGUUGACGAGUGGCUACUCGACAAAGGUCGGCAGUUGACUAUCUUCAACAGCCAGGCGGCUAUAAAGGUGGGAGGUCAGGAUAAGGGACGGCCGUUCCAGGGCCAGAUCUCAGGCCUAUACUACAACGGGCUGCAAGUGCUAAAAUUGGCCGCCGAGGGGGAUCCGAACGUGCAGGUGACAGGAAACUUGCGUUUGGUUGGAGACGCACCUUCUGUCCUGUCUACAGAGACCACCUCGGCCACUCCUCCAGCUGCGGCGGACAUGUCCACCACCAUAAUGGAGACCACCACCACCAUGGCCACUACCACCACCCGAAGACAGCGCUCUCCCAGCCUGAAAGACAGUAUUACGCAGAACUCAGACGACCUGCUGGUGGCGUCAGCCGAAUGUCCCAGUGAUGAUGAGGAUCUGGAGGAGUGUGAGCCCGGCACUGGAGGUGAACUUGUGUUGCCCAUAAUUACGGUGGACACCCAAGACACCCUUCCCAUAGCCACCCAUUACCCCGCCAUCCCCACCCCUCCCACAUCCCUGACCCCUCUCCAAACCACCAAAGAGUCCCUUGUCCUGUCCGACCCCCGCCCGCCAUGCCCUCCGGACCAGGAGGACUGCGGCGACCCUAUGGAGGUAUCGGCCUUCGGCUCCGGAGAAAUGACGGAGUCCGAUGACGAGGACUUUUACAAAAACUCCCCCAUGGUCACAGACAGGACGGUCCUACCGCCGCCCCCCGCCGUGGGCAAGAGCGGAGGCCAGAGCCCAGGUGACCACCGCCCUCCAAUCCCCGGCCCCACCACUCACCCCAACCAGCUCCACAUCCCCGCAGGCAAAAUGAACACCCGUGACCAGGUGCUCCUGCCGCCAGCCCCGUCCUCCCGUCACACUCCAGGGUUAACCUACCCGCCUGGUUUCCCCCAUGUGCCCACAGCUCACCCCACCGACCUGAUGGAGAAGGGCCACCCGGGCGCCGUGGAGGUAAUCAGGGAGUCCAGCAGCACCACAGGCAUGGUGGUGGGCAUCGUGGCAGCUGCCGCCCUCUGCAUCCUCAUCCUCCUUUACGCCAUGUACAAGUACCGCAACCGAGACGAAGGUUCUUAUCAGGUGGACCAGAGCCGCAAUUCGGGAUCCGAAAGCAACGGCGCCGUGGUCAAAGAGAAGACGCCGAGCACGACCGCGGCCAUCACAAAGACGACCACCAAGGGCAAGAAGAAUAAAGACAAGGAGUAUUACGUCUGAGAGAGACCGAGGAGGAGGAUUUUAAACAUUCAAAUCACCUCCUCUGCAUCCUCAAAACAUUUAAGCCACACAAUCUUCUGUUUACUUCUCCAAACGUUUUUCUGCCACCGAAAGAUACGGACGUAGGGAAUGAGGAAGGAACACUGAGCGAUAGCUCCUCCUUUCGUUUCUGUCUUGCGAAGCCAUUGUUGUAUGUAAUUUUAUCGCUAUCAUGUCUAAAGAAAAUCUUCCAUUACAUUCCAAAUGAUGUAAUGCCCUCUUUGCGAUUAAAAAUUUAUGUUUUGCGUGGGCCGGGCCUCCACGGGAGAGUAACGAAACACCAUGGACAGGGAGAGAAAACCCGCCGGUUUAACAGAUGUCUCCACACACGAGCUUUUGGUGCUAUUCCUGAACGUUUGUUUAAUAUUAUCUUCACAGAGCUAUGAAAUUGAGAUCUUCAAUGAGACGUUCGCUGGCCCUCGUUGUAAUAAUUCAUGAAGAACAGAAGCGAUUGUGUUAGUUAUUUGCACGAGACAAGCAGAUGCUCCCAUCAGUUCUUGUGGAGAUGUUAAAUCUGACACCUUUUUCGAAGGGAAAAAACGUGUUCGGUUGGAAAGGCAGCGGAUAACCACAUCUUCGGUUUCGUUCUCUGAUUGAGCCGAAGAGCUUGAAUUCAUUUCCACUCUGGUACCUUUUGUCAGUGUAGAAAUUAGGAUUUAUCUCUCCGCAAUGGAACACAUGAAUCCAAUUCUUUCUUUGGUGUUUAUCCGCCAUGGUUUCAUAAACAUGUUCUCACUUAGAAUGGCAGAUCAGACGGUGAAGCCUGCUCCACCAGCAGGUGUAGAAGAGCUCAGAAGGUUGUUAGAACUUAAAAAAGCGAAUGAAAGGCAUUCAGUAGGCAUCUCUCUCUCUCUCUCUCUCUCUCUCUCUCUCCAUGGUGCCAAAACAUUGUGAUCUGUUAGGCUUCUAAUUGUGUUCCAUGCAUGAUGUAUUCACAUUCAGCUUUCCAUGGGAGUUUUUUUAUAUGAAAUACAUAAAGUUGAUAACUCUCAUCUCACCCGGAAGGAUUCAUAGCACCAUGGGCGAGCACGACGCGGACAAAAGAGACCUCAGAAAGCGGGACUGUCCUGAAUUGAACAUCAGCUUGGACAAAAGAUGUUGUAUCUAUGUAAAUACAGGACAUUGCUGAAAACGCUACAGGAGACAGGUUUGUGUGUAUCGUGCAUACGGUACGUAUGCGUGUGCGCUUGUGUGUGUGUGUGUGUGUGAGUGUUUGUCCUCGUUCGUCCUCCGGCAUGAGAAAGAUAUACGCAAGACUACGAGAACUCUUUCUCUUGCCUCCUAUAUUCUCUAUGGUGUGAAACUACAGCCCAAUACCCAUCCGAAUGAGACUAGGCAGUGAAGCUAACAGAUUAAAGAGAACGGAGGCAAAAUCAUAUUUUGAGAACUGUGUGGCAUCUCUUCUAGGAGGGAAAAAAAGGAACUCGUUCUCAUCAGGAUGCCAGCUCACCACCUCCCAAACCUUAAAAGAAACUAAAAAGGAGUGAACUGACAAGACUUUUAUGGAUAAAGCAGCACAACCUUGUGUCCAUACUAUUGUAUUUAAGGACACCUCCUGGAAAGGAGGAAAAAAGGAAGAAAAAAAAACACAGUAUACUGUCUAGAUAUUUCUCACAUUUGAAAAUAUGUUUUUUCCUGAGUUGACAUUCCUUGUUAUUACAAAGCGGUUUUUGUUUAGUCCUUUUCUCUGCAAAUGAAAAAAAAAAAAUUAUUCACAAUAUAUAUUACUUCAGUUACACGAAGUGGGGGGGGGGUAAUGUUUUGGGAUUUUAUUGAAUUUGGUAAAAAAAAAAAUUAAGCAUUACACCUAGCCAUACCUCCAUUUUACAUUUGGGUUUUUUGUUACGUCAUUGACAGGGCUUUUUUUCUGUUUGUGUUUUUGUUUUGUUUGUUCUUUUAAGAUAUAAUUGUCAUUUACCUAUGCUGGUCAAAGUAUAUUCCCGUUCUUAAUGUAAUUGUAAAGUGUUACUGUGAGAUGAAAUCUAAAUAUGUGUACAUUGACAGAGGGAAAAAUACACUUG